Molecule: messenger RNA, 1057 nt
Organism: Eucalyptus grandis
Lineage: Eukaryota; Viridiplantae; Streptophyta; Magnoliopsida; Myrtales; Myrtaceae
Product: OPA3-like protein
Exons: 4
Coding region: 286-795 (169 amino acids)
Biological process (GO): regulation of lipid metabolic process
Cellular component (GO): mitochondrion
Source: RefSeq, a predicted model, not a curated record
CAUCUACGUGUUCAUGCUCUCUCUUCUUCGUCUUCUUCCUCCGACCUCUUUCUCUCUCUUCUGUGUCUCUCUUCUUUCUCUCUCUACGUCACAGCCUUCUUCCCCAAGAAACUCCUUCCGUCGCUCAGUCAACCCACCUCCCUCCCCCUGCCAGUCCCCCUUUAUAGACCCGCUUUCCCUCCGCCGCCGCAUAGCUUCUCGCCCAAUCAAAGAACCCCCGCGAGAACCGCCGCUUUCUUGACCCCCCGCCGCCGCCGCCAUCGCCGGCUCCCGGAGAAUCUCUAGAUGGUGCUCCCGCUGCUGAAGCUCGGGACCCUCGUCGUCAAGACGAUGAGCAAGCCCCUUGCGAGCCGGCUCAAGCAGCAGGCCGCUCUCCACCCGCGCUUCCGCGGGCUCAUCGUCGGCUUCGCUCAGGCUAACCAUCGAAUGACGACAAACAUACAAAGAAGGAUCUAUGGUCAUGCAACUGACGUGGAGAUCCGGCCUCUAAAUGAACAGAAAGCUGUACAGGCUGCAGUGGACCUGAUUGGAGAAGUCUUUGUCUUUUCGGUUGCUGGAGCUGUUGUGAUCUUUGAGGUGCAACGGAGUGCUAAAUCAGAAGCUAGAAAGGAGGAAAAACGCAGGGAAGAACUGGAGGCAAUGAGGCAAAGGGAUGAAGCUUUAGAGAAGGAGGUGGAACUUCUUAAGCAAAAACUUGAAGAGCUUGAGCAACUUGCCAAGGGACGAGGCCUUUCCGGCCUUUUCAACUUCAAACAGGCUGUUAGUGAAGAUGCAAAAAUAGCGAAACCAGUUUGAGGCUUUGACCAGCAGAGUAGGAGCCUUUACUAUAAUAAAAACAGGAUUCAUCCAUACCAUCCUCUCAACUGUGAAAAGCAAUUCUUCCAGUCUCUUUUUGUCAAUUCUUUGAUUUGUAUCUUGCUUGGUUUGUUUCUUCAGAAAUAGAAGGCCACAUGGUCAGACAUUUUUGGAAGAUGAGAGGAAGGUGCUUACUCCUCGAGAUUGUAACAAUUGUUCCUUGCAAUAACAUUAGAAUUAAGAGUGCCAUUCCUGCAGAUAA